GACACGUCUAGGGACUUUCAUUAAAUGUAAGACAAAAUCUGUCCGUGGGAUUUCAAUCUGUACUUAGAAGACACUAGUUCUGCUCAGGAGCAAAUUCCACAUCAUGGAAUUCGUCAUGAAAUGGGACAACAUGUUUGCGGUUGUCAUUGCAGUAAGCUUAGGGUACCUCACUAGUCGAUCGCUGACACACAUCAUUGCGUGUCUCGAAAGGCUGUUGUCUAUACUUUACGGAAAAACAUUGUAUUCGACGUUACAAGGAAAGCAUGUAGUUGUAACAGGAGGUUCUAGCGGCAUCGGAUACGCCAUAGCCAAGCGUGCUCUUGAGGAUGGUGCAUCUGUAACUCUCGUAGCUCGGAACGUGGAAAAGCUGCAAAAAGCCAAGGCUUCCCUGCUGGAAGAGAGCAGUUACUUACUCGAUGCUGUACAUGUCAAGUCUGCGGAUGUAAGUGACGCCAUAGCCAUUACAGCUGCGAUACGCGAUUCCCAGGAACGGAAGCCCAUCGAUAUACUUGUCUGUAAUGCGGGUGUGAUUUUCCCCGGUCUUAUUGAUGAGGUUUCCGCGACAGAGCUGGAGGACACCGUGAAGGCAAACUUAUUAGGAACUGUAUAUCCCAUUCAUGCAGCCAUUCCUCUCAUGAAGAGCUGUGGCCCCAGGACUCCAAAAUCCAUCGUCCUCGUUAGCUCCGUAGCAGGACUGCAUCAAAGCUACGGCGCCAAUGUCUAUUCGCCAACAAAAUACGCUCAAAGAGGCCUUGCAGAAAACCUACGGUGGGAGCUUCUCCCUUGCAACAUACACAUGCACGUCGUAUGCCCGCGUUUCGUAGACACCCCCAUGCUCCAAGGUGAAUUCAUGUCAGCUGGAGAAGCAAACUCGGAGCUAGCAAAGAUUUCUCGAGAAAUGAACUUUUUCAACCCAGAUCACAUUGCCACCGCAAACCAUGUGGCAAAGUGUACCUGGGCGGGCGUACGAAGGGGCAGAUUCUUGAUAACCACCGACUGGGUGGGACAUUUGUUAGCAGUCGUUUCCAGAGGCCCUAUUCCUGAGGACUCCAUCGCCACCGACAUCUGGGAGCUUCUCCUCAUCCUUCCCGUCCGGUUGUUGGGCUUUGUCCUGAAGGGAAAGUUGACACAGACCAUACGACGGCUUGUGACUAUCCCUUCACAUACUGAGAUCAGUAACCAGUGAAUAGUCCUGGUUUUGUGACACUAUUCUAGUGAACCACUUAGGAACAUACUCAAGGAAUUCAAUGUGGAACAAAAGAAAGAAUUGAACAAACACAGAUAAACGAAGGAUAAGAGUGUGCUUCAUUAUUUUUUACAAGAUAAAUAUACAGGUUGGGGCCAGCUAGGUUGGGUGUUUGUUAAAUCCACACCAGCAGGCUUGUGCAGUAAUUUAUACAAAAGGCGUCACUUGAUGGGUCUAUAUAUUGUGGAUGCAAACGUUUCUUCGUUUUUCGAAUAAUGCCGAGUUCGAUGAAAAAAUAAUAUGAAUUGGGACUGGCUCAUCGAA
Messenger RNA from Physcomitrium patens, 1510 nucleotides. NCBI's taxonomy places the organism in Eukaryota, Viridiplantae, Streptophyta, Bryopsida, Funariales, Funariaceae. The record is from RefSeq and is a predicted model, not a curated record.